AUGUCGACCAACGUACAGCGAGAGUCGGACAUGGAGACCAACGGUCUGAAGAGAAGCCACGAAGACUUCUCGGGCGAUGAGGUCACGAUAGACGACCGCGGCCUCGAUGCCGGCGUCAAGCAGCAGGCGACCGAAGCUGUUGUCCAGCCCAGCAAAGCUGUCUCCCCCGCUCCUCAGAUGCUCGACCGCGACUCGAUGUCGCCGCUGAGCAGUCCAGGUUCCCUGAGCGAUCUCGGUACCAUGACACCACCCCGCAACUCGCCAUCCCCCAAUCCCACACCCACCAAGAGCAAGUGCCCCCCAAAGCAGACCGCCGACGCCAACCCCUCUUCAUCAAACCCUCCCGCCUCAAAUCCUACGGCUUCCGCCAACCAGUCCGCCAAACGGAAGCGCCGCACCGCUGCCGAAAAGGAGGCCGAAGAAAAAGAAAAGGCCCAGAAGAAGAAGGAGCGUGAGGAGAAGAAGGAGGCUAAGCAGGCCGAAAAGGCCAAGGCCGAUGCCGAGAAGCAGGCCAAGCAGGAGGAGAAGCGCCGCAAGAAGGAGGAGGAGGAGCGCAAGGUCCAGGAAGAAAAGGAGAAGAAGGAGCGUGCUCAGCCGAAGCUCAUGUCCUUCUUCAAGGCACCUGCUACGCCCAAGAAGGAUCCAGCAGCUCCCAAGGUCAAGACGGAGAGCCCUGCCAAAGUGGCUGCCACGUCAAAUUCAGCAGCGCCAGCAGUCAAGAAGGAGGAACAAUCCGAGUACGAGAAGCGGUUCAAGCCGUUUUACGUCCACAGCACUGUUCGCUUGGCAAAGAACCCCUUUGAAAUGGACCAGGAGACGCACAAGGCCAAGACCAAGAUCUUGGGAGAAUACUUCAGCGGCAAGCGAGAGCCGGCCCACGUGGGCAAAUUCGACCCUGUCGACAUCUUUCAGCUCCCCUGCCGCCCUGCAGAGCGUGGCAAGAUCUAUCCGCCUGUCCGAUAUACCAUCGAGAAGAUGCUGAAGCUCACACAAAAGGCUGAAGGCGUCAGCGAGGAGGACAAGAAGGCGGUCAUGAGGGAGACCACAGAUGCACUGAGAGACAUCCCAGUCAAGACCCUCAGGUUUUAUCAGGACGUGCGUCCUCCUUACAGAGGCACCGUAACCCUCAAACCCUACCAAGCAGGCAGAUCAGGCAUGCGAAGGCUCGCACGGAAACCGACACUCCGCAACCAGCUCCCCCUUAACUACGAACACGACUCGGAAGCCGAAUGGGAGAGCGAAGGUGAAGAUGUCGACAUCGAAGACGAAGACGAGGAGGACCUCGACGACGGUGACGGCGACAUGGACGAAUUCCUUGACGACUCGGAAGACCAUGGCCCCGCCAGAUUUGUGAGCGCCAACGGUCUCGAACCCGAAAGCACAGGACUCUGCUGGGAGGAUCGGAAACGCAUGGGUCCCAACCGCACCGUGUACGAACAUAGGAUGGAGUUCAUCCUGGGUAAGCCUAAUCCCAUUUCCCGCUCUUAUAGCCGCGUUAACACCUGCUUCAAAGAAACCCUCGACCAUCGUUCCGGAAUCGACCCCUUUUCGACGAAAUACUGGGAGCCCGAGCCAAAGCCGAAGCCGGCUGCCCGGCCGCCCAAGGACAAGGCUGCCGCAGAGUUGUCGAAGCCGUCUGAUGCGUUCAAGGCGAUCAGCAGCCCCAAGGCUGGUGGUGGUGUACAGUCACUGCCGAAGAAGAUUUUGGAGAACAACAACCUCCAGGAGCUCAAGAAGGUCAUUGAGGCGAACCCAAAGAUCGCCAAGGGUGGUCUGAUUGACCUCUCCUAUGUUGCACUCGCUCACGCCAAGAUCUCACGGAACGACAUCAAGGAGGCCAUCGCGGCGGUUGCCGAGAAGGUCGGCGGUAAAGGGCAUGCCGGCUCAUGGACGAUCAAGCCCGGUUUCGAUCUUUGA
Colletotrichum spaethianum is the source of this 1917-nucleotide messenger RNA. RefSeq names its product chromatin assembly factor 1 subunit rlf2. The record is from RefSeq and is a predicted model, not a curated record. The coding region runs from base 1 to 1917 and encodes 638 amino acids. Lineage: Eukaryota; Fungi; Ascomycota; Sordariomycetes; Glomerellales; Glomerellaceae. The transcript is spliced from 2 exons.